AUGUGGUCAGCUGUGGGGGUGGUGAGGGGUGAUGUGGUCAGCUGUGGGGGUGGGGGUGAUGUGGUCAGCUGUGGGGGUGGGGGUGAUGUGGUCAGCUGUGGGGGUGGGGGUGAUGUGGUCAGCUGUGGGGGUGGGGGUGUGAUGUGGUCAGCUGUGGGGUGUGGGGGUGAUGGGGUCAGCUGUGGGGGUGGGGGUGAUGGGGUCAGCUGUGGGGGUGGGGGUGAUGUGGUCAGCUGUGGGGGUGGGGGUGAUGUGGUCAGCUGUGGGGUUGGGGGGUGA
Messenger RNA from Knipowitschia caucasica, 279 nucleotides. NCBI's taxonomy places the organism in Eukaryota, Metazoa, Chordata, Actinopteri, Gobiiformes, Gobiidae. The record is from the annotation of a GenBank genome assembly.